Molecule: messenger RNA, 708 nt
Organism: Cylicocyclus nassatus
Lineage: Eukaryota; Metazoa; Nematoda; Chromadorea; Rhabditida; Strongylidae
Source: the annotation of a GenBank genome assembly
AUGUCUCUACCUGGUAUCCACCAGUUCACAGCUCUGGGGCUGCUGGAUGACCGAGAGAUUGACUACUACAACAGUAAGGAGCAGAAGAAGAUUCCUAAACAGAGCUGGAUGAUGGAGAAGAUGCAGGAAGAUUACUGGGAAAAAGGAACCCAGUCUCGCAAGAGUAAAGAACAGUGGUUCAAGGUCAACGUGGAGAUCCUGAUGAAGAGGAUGAACCACAGUGAAACUGAUCUUCAUGUUCUUCAGUGGAGACACGGCUGUGAGAUCGAUGAGUUUAACAAUGGAACAGUGAAGUUUCUGAGAGGGAUUGAUCAGUACAGUUAUGAUGGAUCAGAUUUUCUCUCCUUUGAUAAUUCUCACAGGGUCUGGGUCGCUCCGGUUCAAGCUGCAGAAGAAACCAAGAGGAAAUGGGAUGGUGUGGCCAUCCUGAACCAGUACACCCAGGGGUACCUGGAGAAAGAGUGUGUGGACUGGCUCACCAAAUUCAUGGAGUAUGGAAAAGAAACACUACGAAAACACUGGUUGGGCGGUAUUGAAGUUUUUCAUACCGUCGUCAGAUUAUAUGGCGGUAUACGGUGCAGCGCGCAGCGCCUCGCGGUCCGCGGAAUUGCUUAUAUUUACAGCGCUCGAGCUAGCUGCGAAAUAAUGACAGAAAACUCUGAGGAAACUGCAGAAUUCUGUACGGUAUUAGAAUAUGAGCGCGAGUGA